Messenger RNA from Lathyrus sativus (Indian pea), 639 nucleotides. The record is from the annotation of a GenBank genome assembly. NCBI's taxonomy places the organism in Eukaryota, Viridiplantae, Streptophyta, Magnoliopsida, Fabales, Fabaceae.
AUGGCAUCUCUAGCAGUAUCAUCUCUCAAUCUCUCACACAAACCCCUUCAAUCAUCCUUUCUUCUCUCCUCUUCAAACCCUUCUUCUCUUCUCACUCUUAACUUUCUUCCCAAAAAAUUCACAAAAUCCAACAAACUCAGAACCCUAAUCGUUGCCAAAUCCAAUGACAGCGACUCAGCUGAUGCUUCUGACCGUUUAAUUUCCGCCCUUUGUUACCUCUACCCCUUUUUUGAUGGCAUACAGUAUGGAAAAUUUGUAAUCACUCAAUUCUACCCCAUUCAAGCUAUUGUUGAACCAUUGAUUCCUGCAAUUAGGGUUUUCAAAAGCUUUCCCUUUAAUGGGUUUCUUGUGUUUUUAACCCUUUACUUUUUUGUUGUCAGAAACCCUAAUUUCAGUAGAUAUGUGAGGUUCAAUACAAUGCAAGCUAUUGUGCUUGAUGUGCUGUUGAUUUUUCCUGACCUUUUGGAAAGAGGGUUUAAUCCAAGAGGUGGGAUUGGGUUGGAUUUGUUGAUGAGUUUGGAUAGCACUGUGUUUUUGUUCCUCUUGGUUUGCUUAAUUUAUGGCUCUUCUUCAUGCAUUUUGGGGCAAUUGCCUAGAUUGCCUAUUGUUGCUGAUGCAGCUGAUAGGCAAGUUCUUUGA